Solanum dulcamara is the source of this 1868-nucleotide messenger RNA. RefSeq names its product protein CHLOROPLAST IMPORT APPARATUS 2. The coding region runs from base 297 to 1580 and encodes 427 amino acids. The transcript is spliced from 3 exons. Gene Ontology annotation, cellular component: nucleus. Lineage: Eukaryota; Viridiplantae; Streptophyta; Magnoliopsida; Solanales; Solanaceae. The record is from RefSeq and is a predicted model, not a curated record. Gene Ontology annotation, biological process: regulation of DNA-templated transcription. Gene Ontology annotation, molecular function: protein binding.
UUAGGGUUUUAGGGGUUCUUGUAUUGUAAUGUACUAGUACUUUUUUUUUUUCAAGAUUCUUCUUUUUUUUUUCUUUCCCAAUUUGGAAGUUCAUUUUCAAUUUGAUUGAAUUAGCUUAAUGGGGUUUUCAAGAAUUCAUCAUUAAGUACCAAGAAUGGUCCUUAUGUUUCAAUUCUUGAAAUUGGCUUAAUGGGGUUUUCAAGAAUUCAUCAUUGAAUUCCAAGAAUUGUCUUUUGUUUCAAGACUUGAAAUUUUUCUCUGUUUUUUCACUCUGUUUUUUUUUACUCAGUAUAAAAAUGUCAUCUUGUUUGACUGGUGGUGGUGGUAGAGCAGCUUAUAAAUUAGAUUUAGAGAUAAUAAAAUCUCCAUCUACUUCAUGGACUUCACAAUCAUCUUCACCUUCUUCAACAUUAUCAGAAUCAAGUAAUUCCCCUAUUGCAAUCUCUACUAGAAAACCUCGAACACCUCGAAAAAGGCCUAACCAAACCUAUAAUGAAGCAGCAACUCUUCUAUCCACAGCUUAUCCCAAAAUAUUCUCAACAAACCACCUUACUAAGCCUUGCAAAUUCACAAAGCCACAUGACUACCCCUUUUCAUUUGAGUCCUCAGACUUGGUUGUUGUACCUUAUCAAAUCAUCGAAAACUCGGGUUUUUUACUCCAUCCACCAUUGAUUGAAAAACCCGAUUGCCCAAUUGAGCACAAGUCAAUGCAUUCUUGCGAAAAACCAUGUCAAAGUCCGAGUGAAAUCGACUCCAAAGGGAGUAGUUCAUUAGAUGUGUGUGAAGAAUUUCAGGAAGAUUUUGAUGCUGAAUCUAUUUUAGAUGAGGAAAUUGAAGAGGGUGUUAUUGAUAACAUCAUGGGGAAGUUAAAGGUUGAGAAUGAGCCAAAGAAUGAGUCCAUAUUUUGUUAUAGUUAUAGUCAUAGUUAUAGCAAGCGCCACCAGAAUAAUAAUUCUGGUGGCACUUGCUAUGGUUUUCCUAUAGGAUUAGGAUUCGAAAAUGGGUACCAACAUUAUGAUUUUGGUAUGAUGAGGAGUGGGGUGAGACCAUUGAGAAAUGUUGAUGAUGGUGAUUGGUGGAGGUACACUUCUAGUGUAAACGUUAUCGACAUUACUCCGAAAUUUAGCAAACCACCAAUAGAAAAGAAGAAAAAGAAAGUCGAAAGACUCGUGGAGUUGAGAGGGGGCGCGGAAUCAUCAUCAUUAGGUAAAGAUAAUUCGAUUACAAAGAAGACGAAUAAGGUGAAUUCAAAUCAAUCAAUCAAAGAUGAAGUCAUCGAUCUUCCUAAACCAAAAUCGGGCUUGUUACUAAAAUUGAACUUCAACGACGUUCUUAACGCGUGGUCCGAUAAGGAAUCGCCGUUUUCCGAUGAAAUGCCGGGAUCGGAGGCUGCCGGAAAUGAUGUCCAAGCUAGAUUAGCACAAAUAGACUUAUUCUCAGAGAAUGGAGGAAUUAGAGAGGCUAGUGUGUUACGUUACAAAGAAAAACGACGUACUCGUUUAUUUUCUAAAAAAAUUAGAUAUCAAGUUAGAAAAGUCAAUGCGGAUCGACGACCCAGAAUGAAGGUAUUAUUAUUAUGAAGAAAUCAACUUAUAUACGUUGACAAUGGUAGGUUUGUGAAAAGCCCAAAUUCACCAGAGGAUGACUAGGAUGAACAGCUUUUUGUAUGACAUUAGAGUGAAUGAUUUUUCUAGAAUUAUAAGGAUUUUUUUUUCCUUUUCUUUUUUGGGUAUUUGCAAUUUUGUUUCUUUUAUUUCAUUUUUUUUUUAAAAGAAAAAAGUUAUUCUCCCUUGUUACAUUUAGAAUAAAGUACCAAGGAAGAUAGACUAGUUGAGAAUAAGGAAUAUGAAGCAGAAUAGUUGAAUUUC